UUGGAGCAUAUUCACAAUGGAGAGAAACCAUACCACUGCUCUCAGAGUGGUAAGAGUUUUGCUGCAUUUAAAAUCUUAAAAUCUAAUCAGAGAAUUCAUACAAGGGAGAAGACUUACACCUGCUUUGAUUGUGGGAAAUACUUUAGUCGAUCAGGAGACCUGACUGCACACCAACGCACACACACAGGAGUGAAGCCUUAUAGCUGUGAUCAAUGUGGGAAGAGCUUUGCUGUAUCCGGAAACCUGACUACACACCAAUGCAUACACACAGCACAUAAACCUUAUAGCUGUAAUCAGUGUAGGAAUAGCUUUAAUCAAUCAGGAGCCCUGACGACACACCAACGCAUACACACAGGAGAGAAGCCUUAUAGCUGUGAUCAGUGUGGGAAGAGCUUCCAUCAAUCAGGAGAGCUGACUGCACACCAACGUAUACACACAGCAGAGAAACCUUAUAGCUGUGAUAAGUGUGGGAAGAGCUUCAAUCAUUCAGGAUCCCUGACUAAACACCAACGCAUACACACAGGAGAGAAACCUUAUAGCUGUGAUCAGUGUGGGAAGAGUUUCAAUCAUUCAGGAUCCCUGACUAAACACCAACGCAUACACACAGGAGAGAAGCCUUAUAGCUGUGAUCAGUGUGGGAAGAGUUUUGCUCUAGAUUUCAAUCUGACAACACACCAGCGAAUACACACUGGAGAGAAACCUUACUCCUGUCUAUGUGGAAAGAGCUUUGCUCAUUCAGGGUCACUGAAAAACCACCAGAAAACACAAACAUGUCAUCUUUCAUCUCCCUCCUCUCCGACACCAGUUCCAGAUCCCUAAAUAAAGUUUCAAUAGAAAACAUAUUGUAAAGAGUCAUCCAUCUCCCAUUCUCUAACAGUUUACUAAGUCUGAUUACCAUGGUAACCUGUGUAGCAUAAUAUGCAUCUCUGGAUCCAUAUGUAUCAAGCGUCUUG
Messenger RNA from Oncorhynchus gorbuscha (pink salmon), 953 nucleotides. Its product is annotated as zinc finger protein 135-like. Gene Ontology annotation, biological process: regulation of transcription by RNA polymerase II. Gene Ontology annotation, cellular component: nucleus. The annotation marks the transcript as partial. The record is from RefSeq and is a predicted model, not a curated record. Gene Ontology annotation, molecular function: RNA polymerase II cis-regulatory region sequence-specific DNA binding; DNA-binding transcription activator activity, RNA polymerase II-specific. Lineage: Eukaryota; Metazoa; Chordata; Actinopteri; Salmoniformes; Salmonidae. The transcript has a single exon.